Molecule: messenger RNA, 918 nt
Organism: Arctia plantaginis
Lineage: Eukaryota; Metazoa; Arthropoda; Insecta; Lepidoptera; Erebidae
Source: the annotation of a GenBank genome assembly
AUGAAAACUUGUACCGCUUGCUUUGAUGUCCGCGGGAAGCACUUAUCCGAGGCAAGGCACUGGUCGGCGCCAGAAGUGUUUGGUCCGCGGGCGCAUUUCUCCACCUCUCCGCCCCCCGCGUCACUCCUGGUGCGUGACGUAAAGCGACGCGACGAGGGCGUCUACCGCUGCAGGGUCGAUUUCAGGAACACGCAGACGACCAGCUUCAGAUACAACCUCACUGUCGUAGUGCCUCCAGAGAAGCCAGUGGUAGUGGACCGCUGGGGGCGCGUCAUCAACACCACCACGCUCGGACCUCAUGAAGAGGGGGAUGACGUCCUGCUCACCUGUCGAGUACUCGGAGUUGCAGAUAUUAUUGUUCAAAAUGAUAGAGUUUUAGAAGAUAACGAAAGUUCCCAAGAAGAUGACAUGAAUGACACUGACAAAGACAGCGACGAUGAUGAUGAUGAUUAUGAAGAUGCCUCUUUUUUUUGUCGUCCAGAGCCAUCGGUGCGGUGGCUCGUCAACGGCGUGCUGGUGGACGAGGAGUACGAACAUAACACCGGCGACGUCAUAGAGAACAGACUCCUCUGGCCAGCUAUACGGCGCGCCGACUACGCCGCUGUGUUCACUUGUCAGGCCACGAACUCGCAUCUGAUACCGCCGAAGGAACUAUCUCUCGUAUUGGACAUGUUUUUGAGGCCACUCACAGUUGAGAUAAAAAAGCCGUCAGAGCUCGGCGAGGGCGGUGUGCUGACAGCCGAGCGUCGUUACGAAGUCGCGUGCGAAUCGGCCGGCAGUCGUCCACCCGCUGUCGUCACGUGGUACAAGGGCAAACGCCAACUCAAGAGGAUAACUGUGAGUAUUCUUACAAUAGAAUUGGACGCUGUACCAUGCUUUGUUAACAUUUUCUCCUGUUCCAUUUAUAACAUUACUUAA